AACUUCUCAUUCUUGUAUCCAUUUCUGCACUGAUUUUCACUUUAAUUUUCUCUGUAGAAAGGAAAAGAACAAACAAAAAUGGGCGUCUCCACCUACACUGACGAGCAGACUUCUCCGGUCGCCCCAUCAAGGAUUUUCAAGGCCUCAAUUGUCGACUCCCACAACUUGAUCCCAAAGCUAAUGCCACAAGCCAUCAAGAGCAUCGACAUCGUCCAAGGCAACGGUGGGACCGGGAGCAUUAAGCAAAUCAACUUCCCCGAAGGUAGUAGUUUGAAGUCGAUAAAGUAUUACAUCGACGAGCUGAACGAGGAGACGUUGACGUACAAGUACACGCUGGUCGAGGGCGACGCCCUGCUAGAUCAGCUCGAGAAGAUAACGUACGAGGUGAAGUUUGAGAAGACCGCGGAGGGUGGCUCCAUUUCUAAGGUGACAAGCAAGUACUACACUGUUGGGGAUUUCAAGAUGAAAGAAGAAGAAAUCAAGGCUGGGAAAGAGAGGGUGCUGGCAAUGUACAAAGCUGUGGAGGCCUAUCUUAUUCAGAACCCUCAGGCUUAUGCUUAGGAUAUGUUCCUCUAGCCUUUUCCCGGAUACUGCCUAAAUCAGUGAGCUAAGUCCAUUCAGGCACGUUACUCUUGUCUUAUAACUCAUCAGUGAGCUAAGUCCAUUCAGGCACGUUCCUCUUGUCUUACAUAUAUGUUGGUGUGAUGUUUAAUUUGGUUCUUCCCCAAUUCCAUUUUUCAAUUAAUCUCAUCAUGUGUGCUUCAAUUCCAAGUAUGGUUUUUAAUAAUGUAUUGCCAAUUAUAUUGUGUUUGUAAUAAGGGUAUGAGACUCCUAAAUUGAUAUCAAUAAAAUACUUAUUGCGUUUCGAAUU
Messenger RNA from Ipomoea triloba (trilobed morning glory), 871 nucleotides. RefSeq names its product major strawberry allergen Fra a 1-2-like. The coding region runs from base 79 to 561 and encodes 160 amino acids. Gene Ontology annotation, biological process: defense response; abscisic acid-activated signaling pathway. NCBI's taxonomy places the organism in Eukaryota, Viridiplantae, Streptophyta, Magnoliopsida, Solanales, Convolvulaceae. Gene Ontology annotation, molecular function: signaling receptor activity; abscisic acid binding; protein phosphatase inhibitor activity. The transcript is spliced from 2 exons. The record is from RefSeq and is a predicted model, not a curated record. Gene Ontology annotation, cellular component: nucleus; cytoplasm.